Molecule: messenger RNA, 579 nt
Organism: Lachancea lanzarotensis
Lineage: Eukaryota; Fungi; Ascomycota; Saccharomycetes; Saccharomycetales; Saccharomycetaceae
Gene: CWC25
Product: LALA0S11e02850g1_1
Exons: 1
Coding region: 1-579 (192 amino acids)
Biological process (GO): mRNA splicing, via spliceosome
Cellular component (GO): U2-type spliceosomal complex
Source: RefSeq, a predicted model, not a curated record
AUGGGUACGGGAGACCUAAACCUCCUGAAAUCAUGGAACCCACAUCUAUUAAAAAACAAGAAGAAGGUAUGGGAAACCGAACAACAACUACUAGAAGAAAACAAGCGCCUCCGGGAAAGACAACAGGAGAUAGAAAAAGAACGUCAAAUCAAUGAACUUUCCUCACUGACAAGAAAUGGAGCAACAAAUAAGGAACAGAAAUCCGGUUUGGAUUGGAUGUACAACGACGAAGCAGCGACAAGAGAAACAAAUCAAGACUUCCUACUGGGCAAAAAACGAAUACAAGCAUCAUUACUAAACGCACAACAAUCUCGAAGUCCUCAAGACUCGAAAAACACCUCACCAUCGCAAAAUGACAUCAAACCUACAAGGAAGACAAAUGUAUCAAAAGGAAAUGCAGAUCUGUCCAGAGAUGACCCAUUUGGGGCUUUUCAAAAAGCUCAGCAAUCGCGGACCGUAAAGAAACCAAACAAAAUUCACAAACCUGCUCCUAAUCCUUCCAAAAGACAAACAAACGACAAACGUCACGUUUCUCCCCGGAAGACCUUCCAUAACGCACCCAAGGACUUGGAUUAUUAA